AAGCUGUUUGGCGACGACCACUCGUGGCGACACGGCACGACCGUCAUCUACAUCUGUCAUUUUGGCGGCGUGCCAAAGGGCAUGCCGUUUAACCUGUGCGACAGUGGGCGGUGGGUGAACAUGGCACCUACCUGCCCCGCAUGCAGCAGCAGCAUCAACAGCAGCACCGACUGCUGCCUGCUUGCUGAGCUGGAGCAUGGCCACACGAUAUACGACGGUCUGCACCCGGGUGAACGCAUCGCAUAUCGCUGCGACGACGGUUAUACACUCGUCGGCAACGUCACUCUGCUAUGCCUCCCUGAUCGCAAGUGGAACGUCCGGCAGCCACGAUGCGUGCCGCAAUGUCCGCCCAUCCCCGCGCUGGACAACGGUCAUGUUGAGGGAGGCUUCGCCGUUGGAAGUCGCGCGGUGUUCACAUGUCAUCCUGGCUACAAGCUGCUCGGGGACGGCAUCCUAUUGUGUAAGGUGGACCGCACAUGGAGUGCCGACUUUCCGCUCUGUCUCCUCGUCUCCUGUAUGCGUCCUCAACCUCCCGAAAAUGGAAGCGUUCGCGUGGAAGGAACCAUCGCAGGCGGCCGCUCACAUUACUCCUGUGACGACGGUUUCGUACUGAGAGGCGACAAGCUGACGACGUGUCACGACACGGGGGAGUGGGACAGCGUUGUGCCGUCAUGCAUACGCGCCGUCUGCCGACCGAUGCAGCUUCUACAGAACGGACACGUCAACGUCACCGACAACACGCGUGUUGGCAGCAGAGCGGCGGUCGUCUGUAAUCGUGGCUUCAGGCUUCACGGUAAGCGCUGGGUCACCUGUCAAGAGACCCUACAGUGGAGCGUGCAUACGUCACAGUGCCUCCCUAUGACGUGUACCGUACCGCAGGUUCCGCAGCAUGGCAGGGAGUCGCACACAGGUGUCGGCGUUGGUGACACUAUCUUCUUCGCUUGCGACAAAGGUUUCAUGCGGCAGGGAGCGGCAACUGCAUCGUGUCAUGAUGACGGGACAUGGAGCAGUCGACCUCCAAGAUGUGUUGAGGUGUUCUGUGUGAAGCCGAGCCUUGUACGGCACGCCAGCAUACAGGGGGGAGGCAGAGAGCGCUAUCAAGUCGGUAACUACGUGCAGUAUGUCUGCGAGCCGGGGUUCCAACUGGUGGGGAGAUCGCGGCUGAUCUGCUAUGCGGACGGGACGUGGAGCUAUGACACGCCGACGUGCAUGGCCGUUCACUGUGCAGAGCUGCCGGCAGUCGCCGAUGGCUCGUAUUACACUGACAGCGACGAGUACGAAAGCGUAGCGUCGCUUGUAUGCAAUCCUGGAUAUAAGGUCAUCGACGAUGACACGAUCCAGUGUAACGAGGACGGCACAUGGACGAAUCCAAGUGGUCACUGCUCGGAGGUGAACUGCUAUGCACCGCCGAGUGUGAGCAAUGGCUUUCUCAUCAACACGCUCACAAACUUCAUGUACGGAAGCAUGGCCGAGUAUCGUUGCUAUCUUGGCUACAACGUGGGACCGAGCACUGGCCUGAAAUGCUCAGAGAAUGGCACGUGGAUAGGGGAGUUACCCGUGUGUCGGGAAAUCUCUUGCCCUGCACCGACGUCAAUCGAAAAUGGUGAAUACAGUCACGACGGUUUGCUUUAUACUGACAGCAUCACGUAUGAGUGCCAUGCUGGAUACCGCCUUAGUGGAGCACCCGUGCACACGUGCCUACUGACCGGGGAAUGGGAUGCAGUGGCUCCUGUAUGCAUCAAGCACAACUGCAGCACGCUACGUCCACCGAUUCAUGGCCUUGUUGAUGUUAAUGGGAAUGCAGUUGGUAGUGUUGCUAACUUCUCGUGUGAGCCAGGGUACCGCAUCAGUGGCGUGUCAAUGCUUACGUGCCAGAAGGAUGAGAGCUGGGACAAUGUGACACCAGAGUGUGUCGCAAUCGAGUGCGCGAUGCUAUAUCCACCAAACCACGGAUAUCUCCACAUUGAGAAUAACGUGGUGGGCAGUCUAGCUAACUACUCGUGUGAGAGAGGAUACCUUCUGAAGGGAGAGGCGCAACUGCAGUGUGAUUCGGUGGGCAUGUGGUCGUCGGAUCUGCCCGUGUGUGAGGAGAUCACUUGUGUUACACCGCAACAGAUACAAGGAGGCAACGUAGUGGCACUAAAACCGAGAUACCGAGUCAAUGAUACCGUCACCUACGCGUGUGUUAGUGGUUACAGAAUGCGCGGCAGUAGACAGCGCAUCUGCACGGCUAACGGACGCUGGAGCGGUUCAUUCCUGCCGCACUGCGAACUCAUUGUCUGUCCCAUCUUAGAGGCGAUUGAGAAUGGCAUCUGGGUUUACGACAACAACACUGUCGACUCUCAUGCACAGCUUGUCUGUGACGAGGGGUACAGGACUGAUGAUGCAGAGCCACUGACGUGUAGCGAUGGCGGUAGUUGGACGGGAACUAUUGGUUUGUGUAGAGUAGUAACCUGUGACAACCCUCCGAUCAUCAGUAACAGUCUCAUGCUUACCGCGAAAGCACCUUUCACGUUUAACGCAACCGUCACGUAUGAAUGCAUGCUGGGGUACACACCAAGCCGUGAAUCUCUCCAGAUCACAUGCUCUGCUAACGGAACAUGGGAAGCAGACGAAGAACCGCAAUGUCUCCCCAUCUCAUGCGCCUACCCUGACGCAAUAUCACGAGGGUACAUAACUGUCGACGGCAGUGGCACAUACGGGGACAGUGUGACGUACUCGUGUGAAGCUGGUUACAGGUUAGUUGGGGAUGCAACGCGGGUAUGUAAUAUGUCGGGUGAGUGGAGCGCGCUGGAACCCAGGUGUGAGAAGGUGGUGUGCAUCAGUGAGGAGAUUGAGCAUGGAGCAGCAAUGUCACACGACCACGACGUCGUGCCGGCAAUGUUGACAUGGUACGAAUGUGACAUCGGUUAUCGGCUGGUAGGUGCACGGGUGAGGCUGUGCGGUGACGAUGGUACAUUUAACACGACUCAGCCCAUAUGCGAUAGAGUGUACUGCCCUGACCCAGCAGUGGCAGAUCUUCUGCUCUCGUACCUUCCACCACACACAUCCCCUGUGUAUGGCUCAGUAGUCAGCUAUACAUGUCCCACUGGCUACGCGCUUAAUGGCUCAUCGACGCGGGAAUGCUCUGGAGAUGGCGAUUGGAGUAGCGAAGAACCAUCUUGUGAAAGGGUCACGUGUCCAGACCCGCCUGUGAUUGAGAACGGUUGGCCCGUCUUGCCUGCAACCCCACAAGCUGCAGGCAGCGUCAUAAGCUACGAAUGUUCGCAUGGCUUUGAUCUGCUUGGAUCUCGUACACUCGAGUGCUCAGAGGAUGGGACGUGGGGCGACAAACUUCCAGUGUGUGGCAGGGCAAGAUGUCAGGCUGACGUUCUCCCAAAGAUUGAAAAUGGCUUCAUACAGGUCAGCGGGUCCGAGUUUGGAUCAACGGCUACAAUUGCCUGCAACUACGGCUAUAAAGUAACUGGGAAUCUAAAGUUAAGAUGUCUGGCGAAUAGUACAUGGCAGGAGCUUGAACAAGGAGGACACUGCGGCCUUGUAACGUGCCCCAAACCACGUGCCAUACAGAAUGGGAUAGUAAGCGCAGCAACCGCUCUCCAGCCUGGCACGACCAUCUCCUACUCAUGCAUGGCAGGCUACCGUCUGUCGGGACAAAGAAACCGUACGUGUACUGGGAAUGGCACAUGGAAUGGUGAGGAACCCUCAUGCGAGCGCAUCACUUGCAUUCCUCCAGGUCGCACGCCAAAUGGUAUUACUGAAGGUGACUCGUUUCUGUUCGGGGAUGAAGUUUCCUACACCUGCAUCUAUGGCUUCCACCUGCUAAUUAACAGGAUCACUGAUAGCAAACGCUUGUCCGUGUAUAGGAGAAUCUGCAAUCAUGAUGGAUCAUGGUCAAACGCAGUGCCAGAAUGCGUACAGACGCUCUGCCCAGAUUUGCCCGCAGUGUCGAAUGGAGAACAUUCUCGCUUCGCUCGCAAUAUUGUAAACACGACCGUUACGUAUUCGUGCAAUCUUGGCUACACGCUGGAAGGCCGAGGCAAGCUUGUGUGUCGGGAGAAUGGAGUCUGGGAUGCGAACCCGCCAUCUUGUGAGAGGGUAACUUGUGGUAAGCCUGCACACGUGCCGUAUGCUAUUGUAACUGGCGAUAAAUUCGCAUUUGGCGAUAGUUUGACUUACGAAUGCACACACGGCUACAGAACAGACGGGUCGUUCAGGAUACAAUGUUUACCAAGUGGAAAAUGGACUACUCCAACGCCACGCUGUGUUGCCGUUACCUGCCAGCUACCGAACGUGGACGAUGGAACACUGAUAUACGCCACUGAGCCGAUCAGCAUUGGUGAUGGGGUGAUGCUGACGUGCGAGCCUGGGUACGUGGCGGGAAAUGAAACCGCAUCAGCAACAUGCGGGGCUGACGGAACACUGAGUUCUCUGCUAACAUGCAUCCCAGCAGUCUGUCCCGCGAUACCCGUAGUUGAUGGUGCUGUGAGGACGGGAGCAUCGUCAAAAGUCGGAGCCAUCGUGACGUAUCGCUGUAGUGACGGGUUUGUACAGGAUGGACCCACUGAUGUUAUCUGCCAGCCAAACAUGACUUGGUCCGAUGCACCCAGGUGCCUCCGUAUUCAGUGUGACGAGCCACCUAGCGUCCAGCACGGGAACUUCCGCCCGCAGUCGUCGAUGCAUUUCUUUGACGACCUCGUCAUCUACUCGUGUGGCGACGGUUACGAGCUUUACGGAGACAACGUUCUCAUCUGCAGUGCCACGGGACGCUGGGAAGGUUGGCCUCCUGUCUGUCAGCCUGUUCUAUGCGGGCGGCCUCCUAUCAUUGAGUAUGCCAGCACUGUCGUCCAGCAGUUAACCUACGGCAGCCAAGCCGAGUACGUGUGCAACACUGGCUACAUACUCAAGGGUCCUACCAAGGUGUUCUGCAUGGCAGAUGGAACGUGGACGCCACAAGGCAGUACGUGCACUGUCGUGUCGUGUGGCUCCCCGCCACUCCUACUCAAUGGCAAUGUCAAACACAACGCGACCACCUUCGGUAGCAUCGUCACCUAUAGCUGUCAACGUGGGUACGGUCUCACGGGUGAAUCCUCGAUGCAGUGCGGGCAGGAUGGCCAGUGGAGCGGUUCCCUACCCGACUGUGUCCCCGUAGACUGCGGAGAGCCCAUCGCUCCUAGGUUUGGCAAGCUGUGGAUAGAGUCAUCUGUGUAUUUGAGCAGGGCUGUAUACAGCUGCGACGAGGGAUACCGUUUGCUUGGCAGGACUACCCGACAUUGCCUGCACACCGGACGAUGGAGUGGAGAAACCCCCAGAUGUUCCCAUGUUUCAGGAAUGUUCUGCAUCCCGCCGGACAAGUUCUUACACGGAUACGUCAUCAACCUGGGAACUUACUACGGCGACGAAAUUAAGUUCGUUUGCGAGGAUGGCUUUCAGUUGCUAGGCAACGCGUCAGCCGUGUGCCAGCGCGACGGUAGAUGGAGCGGGGAACAGCCAGCAUGUCAGCUAGGUGCAGAAAGUUUGUGCCUGGCUCCUCCGACUCCACCGCGCGCUCUUGGUGGAAAUAGAUCCGCCUUUCGCGAGGGUGAGACUGUCACGUUCGCUUGCCAGCCCGGUUACACACCACUACAGGAUCUAUCUGUCACCUGUCUACCGGACGGCAACUGGACGCGCCCUCAUGGCCUCUGCACCCGUGAGACGUGCGGCCGUCCACCUGUCAAUCAUGGAGCCGUCAUCGUCGGCACCUCCUAUUACGUAGGCGACUACGUCACAGCGACUUGUCCACCCGGAAAGAUGCCCUCUGGUGGCACGGUGCUGCGAUGCACUGAGGCGCGGCUGUGGUCGGGCACGGCAAUUUGCCAAGCGUACUGUAAAGGAGGAUGUCACAACGGUGGCGUGUGCACAUCCUACAACCGCUGCGUGUGUGAGUCCGGGUGGACAGGCCCCACCUGCCGGCAGCCGGUCUGUGUGCUACCUUGUCUCCACGGCGGCCACUGCGUCUCGCCGUACAGCUGUAGAUGCACAAGCAGCUACUCCGGACCGCGCUGUGAAACACCCGUAUGCGAACAGCCUUGUUUAAAUGGGGGCGCCUGCAUCGCUCCAAACACGUGCAUCUGCCCUAUCGGGUUUCUGCCACCUACCUGCUUACCCCGUGCCACGCCGAUGUCGCUAACCAAGGAUCUGAUGAAGAAACAAAACCCGAUGAGCAUGAUAAUGAAGUAAUACAAAUUUAUUAUAAUCAGAGUAAUAUGUCUGUCUCGUUCUGUUGUGUAUCCUUGCAGACGGUGUAUAGAGAAGCAGUCGACUCAGCGUGUAUAUUAGACUCCAUAACCGUAGAGGUAAUAGGAGAUAUAGAGUAGGCCUACAUAAACAUUAUAAAUUUGGUAGUGAAUAUAAAAGAUUUGUAUUUAUUCAUUAAUAAUGGAACUUAUUAUAAAAUGCUUGUGACGAAUCCGCGUGUGACUGCAACAAGGACGACGAUGACGAUAGCUAUAAGGACGACGAUGACGAUAGCUAUAAGGACGACGAUGACGAUAGCUAUAAGUUAAUGAAGAUGGUGAGCGUGUUAAUUCGCAUGACUGAUGGACAGUAGUGAGGUGAGAAUGAAUUUCCAUGCUUAGGAUGAUAGCUUUGAUAGCUGCAGAUGCGAAUCUGCUGUCAGACACGUUGGAGCAACGUGUAAGUGUAUAUUUGCGUAUAAAAUUAUUGAGAAAUGAACGUCGAUCACAAGUUAUCAAAAAUAAUUAGCAUAUUAUAGGAAAGUGAUAAUAAUAAUGAAUAUCUUAUUUAUGUGCCAGUGUUCUUUUGCAAAAUAAAACUAGAGAAGUCGCAUCAAAGUCAUCUAGAGAUCGUCGCAAAAAAACUCGCAAAUUGUACUGUUAGACGUAGUACCGGUACAUUGUGGUACUCAUUGUACGGUAUAUAUUAUACACAAAUGUAGUAUGUAUGACCGCAUAAUGGCAAGAUUAUAGCUUAAGUGAUCGAAAUUUA
Molecule: messenger RNA, 6984 nt
Organism: Priapulus caudatus
Lineage: Eukaryota; Metazoa; Priapulida; Priapulimorpha; Priapulimorphida; Priapulidae
Product: sushi, von Willebrand factor type A, EGF and pentraxin domain-containing protein 1-like
Exons: 6
Coding region: 82-6216 (2044 amino acids)
Source: RefSeq, a predicted model, not a curated record